This is a messenger RNA of Ananas comosus (pineapple), 2130 nucleotides long. Its product is annotated as sugar transport protein 13-like. Gene Ontology annotation, biological process: monosaccharide transmembrane transport. Gene Ontology annotation, cellular component: membrane. Gene Ontology annotation, molecular function: monosaccharide transmembrane transporter activity. The record is from RefSeq and is a predicted model, not a curated record. NCBI's taxonomy places the organism in Eukaryota, Viridiplantae, Streptophyta, Magnoliopsida, Poales, Bromeliaceae.
UAUGAAGGAGGUCAAGGUUCUUGUUCUAAGGUCUUCGUUGCAUCUGCUGGAAAAUUCUGUAUGGUUUGUUCGUCAUCCGAUAAGGAAUUAAGGCUAUCUUGAUCAUCUCGUCGGAUCGAGGAUGCCGGCGGGAGGGUUCUCGGUGGCGGCUCCGGCCGGGACGGAGUUCGAGGCGAAGAUCACGCCGAUCGUUAUCAUCUCCUGCAUCAUGGCCGCCACCGGAGGGUUGAUGUUCGGCUACGACGUCGGCAUAUCAGGCGGUGUGACAUCGAUGGACGAUUUUCUGAAAAAGUUCUUUCCGACGGUGUACCGGCAAAAGCACGAGGACAAGGAGAGCAACUACUGCAAGUACAACAACCAGGACCUGCAGCUGUUCACGUCGUCGCUCUACCUGGCCGGUCUCACCGCCACAUUUUUCGCGUCCUACACCACCCGCAAUCUCGGCCGCAGGCUCACCAUGCUCAUCGCCGGAAUCUUCUUCCUUGUCGGUGUCGUAUUCAACGCCGCAGCCCAAGAUCUCGCCAUGCUCAUCGUCGGUCGCAUUCUUCUCGGCUGCGGUGUCGGAUUCGCUAACCAGGCGGUUCCUCUGUUUCUCUCGGAGGUUGCACCCACCAGAAUUCGCGGAGGCCUGAACAUCUUGUUCCAGCUCAAUGUCACGAUCGGCAUCCUCUUCGCAAACCUUGUCAAUUACGGCACUUCCAAGAUCAAUGGAUGGGGCUGGCGGCUGUCGCUGGGGCUGGCGGGCAUACCAGCGGUGCUGCUGACGGUGGGGUCUCUUCUGGUGACGGACACUCCGAACAGCCUGAUCGAGCGCGGGCGGCUCGAGGAAGGGAAGGCGGUGCUGCGCCGGAUCCGGGGCACCCCGAACAUCGAGCCCGAAUUCGAGGAGAUCCUGGCGGCGAGCCGGGCGGCCCAGCGCGUGAAGCACCCCUUCCGCAACCUGCUGCAGCGCCGCAACCGCCCGCAGCUGGUGAAACACGCUCGGCUUCAAGAGCGACGCCGCCCUCUACUCCGCCGUCAUCACCGGCGCCGUCAACGUCCUCUCCACGCUCGUCUCCAUCUACUCCGUCGACCGCAUCGGCCGCCGCAUGCUACUGCUCGAGGCCGGGGUGCAGAUGUUUCUUUCGCAGGUGGUGAUCGCGGUGUUGCUGGGGAUAAAGGUGACGGACCACUCGGACGACCUCAGCCGCGGGUACGCGGUGCUGGUGGUGGUGAUGGUGUGCACGUUCGUGUCGUCGUUCGCGUGGUCGUGGGGGCCGCUCGGGUGGCUGAUCCCCAGCGAGACGUUCCCGCUGGAGACGCGGUCGGCCGGGCAGAGCGUGACGGUGUGCGCCAACCUGCUCUUCACGUUCGUCAUCGCGCAGGCCUUCCUCUCCAUGCUCUGCAGCCUCAAGUACGGCAUCUUCGCCUUCUUCUCCGCGUGGGUCGUCGUCAUGUCGCUCUUCGUGCUCUUCCUCCUCCCCGAGACCAAGAACGUGCCCAUCGAGGAGAUGACCGAGAGGGUGUGGAAGCAGCACUGGUUCUGGAAGCGCUUCAUGGACGACGACGCCGAUUACGGGGUCGAAGACGGCGACGGCGAUUACGUUAAGAAGCCUAGUAGUUAUAAUAACAAUGCAAGCAACGGCAGCAACGGGGUUCGGCCGUAGGAUUAUCGUUAAUCGAUCAAUUAAUUGUAAUCUGAGAAGGGAGUUGUGUUUAGUUACGGACUUGUAAUACUAGACUAGAUCAUCGUCACAUUUAGUCGAUAACUCGGAGGGCCGGGGGAACAGAGAAAGAAAUGACGAACCUGCAGUGAAGCUUUCUUUCACUGUACUCGAGGCUGGAGCAACUCUCUCUGUCUUUCUGUCUGGCUCACCUCUGUUUGCUUACCGUAGAGAGGAUUCGGGUAAGCGAACAGGUUGGGCUGCGCAUGGUGGAGACGUGUGUACCUAAAUAUAUAUCAUGAGCUUUUCGAGAGUUUUGUGUACGUAGCCACCGCAUACAUUUCUGUUCGGCGGCAUACUAGCCUAAUGUUUAAUUCGGCAAUUAAUGUACCAAACUAGUUCGGAGUGAAUUUGCCUACAGGAUUUCUCCCAAUCAAAGUAAUCAAUUUCUGGAACGACUUGACAAUGGACUACUAGAUGCUCAGAA